Molecule: messenger RNA, 2313 nt
Organism: Penicillium daleae
Lineage: Eukaryota; Fungi; Ascomycota; Eurotiomycetes; Eurotiales; Aspergillaceae
Product: putative microtubule associated protein (Ase1)
Exons: 4
Coding region: 1-2313 (770 amino acids)
Biological process (GO): microtubule cytoskeleton organization; mitotic spindle midzone assembly
Cellular component (GO): mitotic spindle midzone; spindle; cytoplasm
Molecular function (GO): microtubule binding
Source: RefSeq, a predicted model, not a curated record
AUGGCUGUCGACACGAGCUACCUGACCAGCCAGGUCAAUAAUAUUGUCCAGCAGCUACAUGGGAUCUUCGACCAGAUUGGAGUCCCCACCCAUGAGCGCGACUCUCGCGAAGCAGAGCUGUUCAAUGCUCUGUCAGAAACACUAAACAACCAUCUCAAGCUGGUUGACGAAGAAAAAGAUAAGAUGACACAAGAAGCGCAGCGCCUCAUCACAACUAUUCAACAAAUGGAGGCAUCUCUAGGUGAUGAGCGGGCCAAUGGCCGGUACGAGCUCAAUCGUGAUGACCUGCACAUCACCUUCCCGCUCAACCGGUGCAUCGCAUUUCUGCGCGAGAAGAACGAGGCGAUGACCAAGCUGCACCGUGAGCGCUUUGAACAGGUUAAGAAACUGGUCGACGCUCUCGAGUCCUAUUCAUCUCACCUAGAGGCUUCAUUCCUUCAAAUUGAAUUGCCACCCACCGCACCGGGCUCUGUAAUUCCUCCCAGUUUCGAUCUCUCGCCCGCCUAUGUGACCUCCCUGGACUCCGAAUUCUCACGGGUCUACGAAGAAUACCACCGCCGCAUUUCGUUUGUCCAGACAACAUCCGAGGAGAUCAUCAAGAUGUGGGCUGAACUUGGUACCCCUCAAGUGCAAACCGAUUCCAACAUUGUCAAAUACUACCGUGAAUCACCGGAGCAGCUUGGACUUCACGAAGCCGAUCUGGCUAGCCUUAUGACCAAGCGCGAUAAGCUGGUGGAAGAGAAGAAGGGGCGCGAGCGCAAGAUCAAGGAGCUCCGCACAAGCGUCGAGAGCCUCUGGGAACGAUUCGGGGUUGAAGAAUCCGACCGCAAAGCUUUCCUUUCUGCCAACCGUGGCUGUGGUCUCCGCACUAUCAACGAAUUUGAGGAGGAGCUGGCUCGUCUCAAUGAAUUGAAGAGACAGAAUAUGCACUUGUUUGUCGAAGAUGCCCGCUGCCGUCUGCAGGAGCUCUGGGACAGCCUGUACUUCUCGGAGGAGGAGAUGCUCGAUUUCACUCCUGCCUUUUCCGAUGUCUGCAGUGAUGCUUUGCUCGAGGCUCACGAGGCCGAGAUAUCCCGCCUGGAAACACUCAAGGACCAGCGCGCCCCGACCCUUGAACUGAUUGAGAAGCAUCGCGGCCUUUUGGCUGACCGCCACGCUCUGUCUGCUUCCAGCCAAGAUGCCUCUCGGCUCAUGGGCCGCGGAAACAAGGGUGAGAAGCGUGAUCCUGGCAAGCUCCUCCGUGAGGAGAAGAUGCGUAAGCGGAUUGCGAAGGAGCUGCCCAAGGUUGAAGCCGAAUUGCGCAAAGAGCUCGAGCAUUGGGAGGAUGAGUUUGGUCGACCCUUCUUGGUUCACGGUGACCGUUAUCUCGAUAGCUUGACUCCUGCAGUCACCAAGCCGCCCCCUCGCUCCAAGACCCCUUCUGCACCUCCGUCUAUCACCAAGUCCCUUUCCAGUGCCACCAAACGAGAUCCCAUUUCCCGCCCUGGGAGCUCCAUGCGUGGACCCCCUCCACCUCGAUCCUCCACCAAGACCCCGACGAGCAAUGGGCCUGUGAAGCACAACACUAUCGGUUACUCUGGAGCUAGUCGCGCUGGAGCCAGAUCACCUUCCAAGCUUCCUGCCCGAGCUCCCUUGAGUAACGUGCCCUAUGGGAGCAACUCUCCCGAACGACGCACUGGACCUGGCUCGUACUCGUCCAGCACAGUCAAUGGUAAGAUGCCACCUCCUCGUGGGCCUCCACCCAGAAUGCGCGCCUUGACCGUUGAGUCCAAGGAGCGUGGCAGCCACACUAUGGAGCCCCCACGCUGCAACAGUGCGAUGUCAACCGCUUUUGUCCGGCCUGUGAGCCCUGAGGAUGUCUACGACGACCGCCAGCGGUCUUUCAUGAGCGCUUCUGUCAUGUCAAACCACCGGUCUACUGGUUUCUCCCACUCCUCACAGUCGUCUCAAUCGUCUCUGAACUCCUCGCUGCAAGGAUUCCCGCGCGUCAACCCCUACCUGUCACAAGCCCCUCCCCCACCUGCCCUUCGCCAGACCUCCAACUCAUCCACAGUCAUGACUGCUACUUCCGGGUCUGAAAACUGGGAGACCUUCGAUGAUGCUUCCGGAUCCGAGGCAGAUGCUAGCGAUGUCUACUAUUCUAAGCUGCGGGCAGCACAUGGCAAGCGGUUUGCUCCCGAAGAUGCUGUGGAUUUGACUGGGAAGAAGUCCAAGGGCAUCCGCAGCGUCAGUCCUGAUGGGCCCCAUCCCGGCCAGAUGAUCCGCGUCGCUGGUAGCGACACUGAAUGGACCGACGAUUAUGAGACCUACUGA